Toxorhynchites rutilus septentrionalis is the source of this 3439-nucleotide messenger RNA. RefSeq lists its product as uncharacterized. Bases 140 to 3157 code for a protein of 1005 amino acids. Gene Ontology annotation, biological process: regulation of DNA-templated transcription. The transcript is spliced from 6 exons. Lineage: Eukaryota; Metazoa; Arthropoda; Insecta; Diptera; Culicidae. The record is from RefSeq and is a predicted model, not a curated record. Gene Ontology annotation, cellular component: nucleus. Gene Ontology annotation, molecular function: zinc ion binding; DNA-binding transcription factor activity, RNA polymerase II-specific; RNA polymerase II cis-regulatory region sequence-specific DNA binding.
CUAAUUCAAGAUACCACAGUAACUAUUUCAUGAAAUAGCACCUAUUCUGAAUUAGUAUGUGUUGAUGUUUGUUUACAAUACAAAUUGACCGUAUUCUUGAGCCGUAAAUCAUCUAAGCAAAAACAAAGGUCAAGACGAAAUGAGUGUAGAAGAACUCGUAAUUCACCAAAAUACGGGCCAGCAAUGUCGAUUGUGUCUCCAUUGGAUAGACGCGGCCCUCUGCGCUGAACGAAUGGUUGAUAUUUUCACUUUUAAUGAAGGCUUGAAUGCCUCCCUCGCAGAUAAAAUUCGCGAUUGCUUAGGAUUAUACAUAGAUCCUGCUGAUACUGUUAGCAACAUUUGUUCGAACUGCGUGCACACGAUUAGUUUUAUAGACGACUUCCGGAUCCUUUGUCACCAGACUCAAGAGAUCUACGAUUCGACACAGUUCCGUUUCAACAAUGUGAUACAAUGGCAAUGUUAUAAUAAUCAUGUUAGCGAACUACGGGCGCUACUGCAUGGACAACGGGAAUGGCUUGAUAACAAUUUGAAUGACGCCAGGAUUGUGGAUUCAGCUAUUAUUUGCAACGAACUCGAAGAUAUAGCUUCUCCUGAGUUUAUUAAAGUUAAAGAGGAACAAGAUGAGAAUGAGCCGGAGUGCGAUCAGUCUUUGCUAGGAAUAAAAUCAGGAGUAAACACGAGCGAACCGGUUUCAGAGUCCAUCGAAGAUUCGAACAAUAUCAAAUCUCCCAUUAUUGAAGAUCGAUUUACAAAAUUCCAAUUAAAACUCAAAAUGGCACAUGAACUGCAAGCGCAAAAACGUGAUAAACCUGAUUUAAGAGCUGUUGCCAAAAAAAUGAAUUUGGAAUUUCACAAGAUAAAACAAUUGUGGAAAGAAAUGGUAGUUUUUUACAGAAUAUCAAAAAAACGCGCUCAUGCAGGACAUGAGGCUUAUAUUUCCCGCUGCCGCAGAUGUCCAUUGUUUACCACAUUGAACGUUAUCAUACCAAAAUACGAACACCAGAAACCGUAUGAAGAGAGUAAGAUUAACACCGCGAAAAAUAACGAUAAGACAAAUGCUCUAGUCAGAAGAAAAGCAUCUAUCGAUCUAGACUUGAUCAUCGCGGAGGAAAUAAAGGCGCACCCAGAAUUGUGGGAUUUAUCUCUUAAUUGCACUGCACACGGCAUGAAAAUUGUUUGGAAAACAGUUACACGAAAGUUGUCGAUGAAUAUGCGCACCUUGCGAAAUCAUUGGCGUCGUUUGCGGGAUGCCUAUCGUGCUCAUAAACUACGCGAGCUGAAAGGCACCCUGAAACAGGAACCAGCGAAUGAAAAGUAUGAGUAUCUGAUUUCGAUUCUACAGCAAAUAGUGGGACCCACUAUGUCCUUCGAGGUUCCGGUUUCGGCUUCUGCCGAACAGAACGAACAGACGGAUAUGUCAGUGAGUGAUGAUGAGGAUGUUAUUAUGGAAGAGUAUGAUGACGGCUACUUCUACAACGAGGAGCAGCAACUAGCGCUGGUGCAAGAGGUUCAAAAGUAUCCCAUUAUUUGGUGCUACAAACAUCCAGAUUUUCUCGACGCUGAGAAGCGUGAUCUUACAUUCGAUAAAAUUGCUGAAAACUUGUCAAUCGAUCGGGAAACCGUGAAGCAAGAGUGGGCACGGUUGAAGAAUACGUUUCAUAAUCGAUAUUUACGUCUGUUGAAGGGACAACUCCAGAGUGACGAUGCUCUGAUUGUUGAACCGCUUUAUCAAGUGCUCAAUGAGAUGCUGGGAGAAAGCAUUGGGAUUCGGAAAAAUGAAGAGGAAGACCCAGACAGGAAGUUCGACAAUGAAACUAAACUGGAGUUUGCUAAAAUUUGCUACGAUAACGAUAUCCUCUGGAAUAUGAAACAUCCAGACUAUAAUGCCCAAGAUAAGCGUAAUGCAGUCUGGAUCCUAAUUGCCGCACAGUUUGGUGUGACCCAAGAGAAAAUUAAGAAUGAAUGGUGUUGCUUGCGUAAUAUGUACCGAAAUCGAUACUUGCGCGCUCAGAGCAGUUCGAGUAGAAAAAGGAAAAGCGGAUCAUCGAAGACGCCUUUGCAUCAUCUUAUGAAGAGUAUGUUUGAGGAACAAAUGCUCAGUCUAUAUGCUCAAGAAGAGCAUGUACGAGCUCCAAGUGGGCAUAAAAAAGGUACUAAAUCAACGAAACUGGAUAACGUUGAAAAGAAACCAUUCGGUACACCAGAAGAUAGGAUGAAGCUGUUGGAGGAAAUAUCCACGCAUGAUAUCCUAUGGAACGUAAACAAUCCUCAAUACAAGAAAAAGGCACUACACGUGCCAGUGUUUGAAGAAAUUGCAGCAAAAUUCCACCAAACUCCUUCAAUUAUAAAAGAAGAGUGGCAGAAGCUCAGACGAGUGUAUCGACAUCGAAAGCGUCAGGCUGCUCUUGAUCGUGAGGACUCGAAUACAGACGAUAUGGACCCGUUACAUGCCUUGCUAGAGAAACUUCUCUCUCCUAAGCCCAUUGAAACUGUCGAUUAUGCUUCACAGAGUGAAGAAGAGGCAUAUCCCAAGCGGCGAUACGUUGGAAAGCGAAGUUUCAGCGAUGACGGAUGUAUAAAGCUCGAGGUUAAUGGUAUUGUGCGAUAUGCAAAAGUGUGCGAGCUUUGUGGCAAACAGGUUGAGAGGUCUCGUUUCGAGUAUCACAUGAAUGCGCACUAUGGUCACACGCCGUACGCGUGCUCCUUCGAAGGGUGCGAUAAAAAGUAUAGUGACAAAAGCAUUCGCGAUAAACAUGAAGUAGCAAUUCACGGCGAGGAUGGUUACAUAUUUCAGUGCGAUCAGUGUGAUAGAAAGUUCAAGCAGAAGGCCAAAUACGAGUGUCACUACGCUGUCAAGCAUAAGAGCCAGGAACUUCCGUGCGGUAUUUGUGGCAAACUGUUGCCGCAUAAACAUAUCCUUAAAAAACAUAUGCGUAUUCACGCGCAGAGCUAUGAGUGUCACGUUUGUGGUAAAGUGCUGCAGAAAAAGUACACACUGAAAAUCCACAUGCGUGUUCACACCAAAGAAAAACCAUACCAAUGCGAGCUUUGCGAACAACGGUUCAUGCUGAAGGUUCAGCUGAAGACUCACCUGCUCAAAGUACACGGGGUCGUAUUAGAAGAGUUACAAGCAGCAACAAUGGCAAAUAAAAGCUAGCCGUUGCAAUUCGAAUGGAGUUUCUUAAUUAUGAGAAAAAAAAUUGGAUUUUUAAAAACAAUAUUGCUUCGCUGCGAUCAGAAAGUUCCUGGAUUUACCACCGUUCAAUCACAGACCGAUUCCAGGAACUCUUCAAUCACUACGCAUGACUCUCAGCACAUGAAAAAUGCUGUCGAUUUAAUCAAAAUGGUAUUGUAUUUUCAAGAUUAUGCAUUAAACUGAAAUAUAGCUGAAUGAAGUAAAAUAGGACCAGUUAAAAAACCUUUCCGUUGCUUCUUCUCA